Molecule: messenger RNA, 1744 nt
Organism: Antechinus flavipes (yellow-footed antechinus)
Lineage: Eukaryota; Metazoa; Chordata; Mammalia; Dasyuromorphia; Dasyuridae
Gene: SPINT2
Product: serine peptidase inhibitor, Kunitz type 2
Exons: 7
Coding region: 530-1339 (269 amino acids)
Molecular function (GO): serine-type endopeptidase inhibitor activity
Source: RefSeq, a predicted model, not a curated record
UCCGAGGUUAAUUGAGUGCGCACGCGCAGCGCCUCCGCUCGCCUAGGUGCGCGCUGCCCCGCCCUUUCCUCCGCCUUCCGGGACCUCCGUUCGGCGACGACUUGCGCGCAGGAGCUCAGAAGCAGGGACGCGCGCGCGGAGGGCGGACGGUUCCCGGGUGUGAGAGAAGCGAGCUCGUCGGGUGCGGGUGUGAGAGAGCCUGCGCCAGCGGACACCAAAGCCACAGCCGGACCCCCGCCUCCUACGCCGUUGGCGGCCCGCGCUACACCCAGCCUUUGCCAACGGCCCCGGGCGACGCGAACCCUCUCACCGAACCUUCCCCACCCCCACCUGUGCGGGAGCCGCGGAGACAGCCCAAUCAACAUCGGCAGCGGCGGCAGCGGCGCGAGUCUCUCCUUCCCCGCCCCCACCUGUGCGCGAGCCGCGGAGAUCGUCCAAUCAGCGGCUGCGCGAGCCCCUCUUUCCCAUCCCCUCCCCCUCAACGGUAGUCGCCAGCGGUUCGCGCGGGGCUGUCCGAGCCGGGGCCAGGAUGAGGCAGCAACUACUGCGGGGACCGCCGCUCUCUUCGGUCCUGCUCGUUCUCCUGGGGGCUCUGCUCCUGACCGGGGCGGCGUGGGGCCUCGACGACCACCCAGCCAGUCCCAGUGGCGCCAAGGAACAACCCGGCCUGCAGGACUUGUGUCGCUCCCCAAAGAUGGUAGGUAGGUGCCGCGCCUCUAUACCGAGGUGGUGGUAUAAUGUUACAGCUCAGGCUUGCCAUUCAUUUCUCUAUGGAGGUUGUGGUGGAAAUUACAACAACUUCCUGACUCGAAAAGACUGUAUCAAAGCAUGUAAUGGAGUAGCAGAGAACUCUGCUAACGAAGCCCCAGCCAGAAAGGAUGGAGCACAUGAACCUAGUCCAAGUGCUCCCCGAAAGCAAAAUUCUGAAGAAUUUCCUGUUACCGAUUUCGACUAUGAAGAAUACUGCACGGCCAAAGCGGUCACUGGCCCUUGUCGGGCAGCCUUCCCACGGUGGUACUUUGACGCCGAGAAGAACACCUGUGUGCAUUUCAUCUAUGGAGGGUGUCGAGGCAAUAAAAAUAGCUACGUGAACCUAGAAGACUGCAUGACGAAAUGUUUUGGCAAGCGUACCCAUAAAGCAUCUCACCCCGCCAUGUCACAUUCCACCAAAGCUGUGGCCUUGGCGGUGCUGCUCGCAGUGAUGGCAGCCAUCCUUCUGGGAGCAAUGGUCGUCAUCUUUAUCAAGAUAGCUCGGAAGCACCGGGCAAGUGCCUUCAACACGGUGUGGAGCCCCAUAGAUGACAAGGAGUAUCUGGUGAAGAGCGCCUACACCAUUUGAGGAAGCUGUGGGACCCCUCCUGGCGGGCAGCUCGGCUCUCUCCAUGCAAGCUGCCACAAGGGCCCCUCGCCCACAGGGAAGCGUAAAAAUAGGAGAAAUUGUCAGGGGAGGGGAAUAGGGGAAAGCCACUUGUAGAAAGGCCACGUUUUUGGUGUUUUUAUUUCCUCCUUCAUAGUUUUUUAAGUGAUUUGUGUAUGACUUUUUUUAAUUCCAAGAGGCAAGUGAUAUACUUCCUAGCUUGGUUGGGGCAGGGUGGGGGGAGUGGGCUGGGGAGUGGGGGGAAGGACAUUUUGGUUUAGAAAUAUUUUUGAAGAAACCAAAGCAGAUUUGUAUUUUAGGAUUCUGAAAAGGGGUGGAGGAAGAAAAGUGAAAGAUUAAUAAAAGUGCCUUCUCUUUAAAAAGACA